GCUUCUCCGUCCUGCUGGGUUGCGGAGGCAUAGUGGACAUUUCUCAUAGCAGGGAAUCUAUGCCGUCGACGGAGUAUUUUUUGCGAAAAACGAUUGUAUAUCGGCUUCCAAUCGCGCUAGGAAGGACCAAAGAGGAAUAGGGUGUUUGUAGUCCCUCACCAACUAGGUCAUCGCCGCCGGUUUGCCCCUGAUUGUGAGGAGUUUUGGUGUUUGAAGGGUGAGCGGGGCGGCCCAACACACGCAGUGCCAAUGGCCUACAACCAGCGGAAAGAAUUCUACGACCAGGAAGUGCCUUAUAUGUAUCCUCAGAGUGUUCCCAGUACAGAUCGUGAGGAUGACACACCUCCGGCAAAUGAUGGACAAAAACGCAAGGAACUUCAAGAUUCUGAAGAGCUGUUUCAAGAUUUGAGCCAACUCCAGGAGGCCUGGCUAGCUGAAGCAAGUUGUGUUGAAGACGAAGAACAGUUUGUGCCUGAUUUCCAAGCUGAGAACAUUUUGACAGCCCCUAUGAAGGUCAAGUCCGAGCCGCGCAGCCUUGAUGAGUGUCCCCGCCCCUGCUCACACAUGGUCCCGCCUGGCGAGAUGUCCAACCCGGACAAGUUCGACUUUGGCGAGCAGCUAUUCAUGGGAAACCCGUGCGAUCCCAAACUGCCUCCUCUACCACCAGCCCACCCACCUACCCCUAAACAGGAUGGCAUGUCUUACCCACCCAGUACCUCAAGUACAGGCUACCCACAUCCACCAGAACCACCCAGGUACCAGAGACAACUGUCGGAGCCUGCCUACAGAUUGGCAGAUCCUCAUGCCUUCCAGCGACAGGUGUCAGAUCCCAUGUUUCAUAGACAAGUUCCUGACCACAUGCAUUUCCAGCGAUCGGCGUCAGACACAGGUUUUCAGCCACCUCGUAGCGAGGGCCAGUCUCCAUUUCCGACCAACAUCAAGCAGGAGUUCCCUGAGCCCAUGUACAGUCGUGCCAUGGCUCCACCCUUCCCACCAUGUCCACCAAUCAAACAGGAGCCCAGAGACAUGGGAUAUGAUGGUGGACAAGCAGAAGUUCCAGUGUGGGACCCUUACCAGCGUCGGGACUCCAUGUAUGGUCCCCAGGCAGCCGCAGGUGAAGGCUUCCUUACUGAUAGCAACAUCAGGUCUUUCUAUGAUGACAGCUGCCUGCCAGACAAGUUAGCUGAAGCAGGGAAGGGUUCUAUCCGGUUGUCUGACAUGGCUCCACUGUGCAUCAGAAGACACUCUUUGAUGCAUGUACCUCUACUCAACAUGACCACCCAGUGCAGCAACUGUGGUAUGAAGCCAGAACUGUACCGAGAAGCUCCCACCUACCAGCGGCGGGGUUCUCUCCAGCUGUGGCAGUUCCUUGUGGCUUUACUGGAGGACCCGAGCAACACUCCCUUCAUCGCAUGGACAGGCAGAGGACUGGAGUUCAAACUUAUUGAACCAGAAGAGGUUGCCCGGCGCUGGGGCAUGCAGAAGAACAGACCAGCCAUGAACUAUGAUAAACUCAGCCGCUCCUUACGGUACUACUAUGAGAAAGGCAUCAUGCAGAAAGUGGCAGGGGAACGUUAUGUCUACAAGUUCACAUGUGACCCGGAGGCAUUGUUCUCCAUGGCAUUCCCUGACAAUCAGCGUCCAGUACUAAAAACAGACAGCCAGGUCCCACAGAUGAACCCACCACUGGUUGUGCCUACGGACUGCCCUGUGACGGGGGAUAACACCGUGCCUCUCAGGCACCUGGACGACAGUCUGGAGCAGAUGGCAUACAUGCAGGAGAUGCAGCGAGUCUGCACUUCUGCAUCUGACCAGGCACUGGAUAAUGCCAUUUUUUGAACAACCUCCACCUGUUAACAGUAUUACUGUAUAGUACACACAACAUUGCAGAACCUUGCAAUGCUGAGGUGAAACUAUCCUAUAGGAACACCAACAGAAAGGUCAAGAGAUGGUAACUUGACAGGAGGGUCUCACUGGAACAGUACUCACAGACUCUACAUCAUUGUAUGUCGUCUCUAGACUACAGGGCAGAUGAUCUGUAACAAGCUAGCAGAAUGUGGCCUGGAAUGAGCUGACUGCUUUUGUGUCAGAACCCCUGUAAAUAUGUGUGGCUUACUCAACUACCAUAAGGUAGAGCACCAAUGUGUGGAGUUGAGGACAUGUGAAUGUUUGACAUUAUGAUAAGAUGCUUGAAAAUUUGGCCUCUUACUGUACAGAAAUAAAGUAGUAUGUGAGAGAGAUGAAAUCUAUAUUUGAUUUCUAUAUUUGAUUGUACUUACAAAGGUUUCAAAAGAAAAGGCCUUCAACCAGAGUGCUUUGAAUCCUUUGAUACAAAUGAGUCUAGCAAGGUGGAGCCUUACAGAAAGAGUUGUAAAGUCUUGUACAUACAGAUAACAAACGUCUAGAUCUUACCAAGGUCCAGGGCAGUUAAGUUUGACUUUCACUAACAGUGAACUCCCAUUUAAUGUACAGUACUACUACUUGUCAACCUAUGACAUGUUUCAGGUACUGUGAAUGCUUUUUGUAAUCAGCUGAUUCUGUGUAGGUAAGAUGUUGCCAAAGCAGGUCUUUAUCAAAUUUUUGUUUUCAUCAAUGGCAGUAUGUCCAGAUUUAGACAUUAUUUGUAGGAAAAGACUUCUCACUCUGUUGAGAAGUAUACUGGCUUUGCACCCUCAAGUUGUUUUUAAGUGAAUUGGAAUUGUAUUAUGCGACAAUAAUGACUGCCAUGACUGAUGCAUCAGAAGAUGCAGUAGAUAGUAUUUGGUCCAUGCCGCCUGGCGUAUGGAGGUGUCAUUACGUGCUGUGCCUUUCUUCAAUGACGUUUACUCAACUGUAAGAAUUCAACACUGUCUACUUUGUCUAUGACGUCAUGUGACAAGGGCUUGUAAGAGCCAAAUCGUCUCAAUGAGGAUUUCCCUUUGAUGUUAAAAGAAAGAUGUUUUAUCAACAAUAUAGGAUAUUAAAGAAAACUACUGUAUAUUUCAUUGUAGAGGGAGCUAAAAACUCACAUAUUUUCUGCACCCAUCUAGUGUGAGAGUCUCAGUAUGUAUAUGUAUAUGUAACAUCUAUUGCAUAUAGAAGAAUCAUUGUAGUGUUCCAUAUAUACAAAUUUAAUUGAUUUGACUGUUCAGAGAUACAUGAAACUUGUAUUAUGAUUGGAACUGUCAUAUUUCAAUAAAGUUUGUAAAUACUGCAAAA
Molecule: messenger RNA, 3198 nt
Organism: Branchiostoma floridae (Florida lancelet)
Lineage: Eukaryota; Metazoa; Chordata; Leptocardii; Amphioxiformes; Branchiostomatidae
Product: ETS translocation variant 1-like
Exons: 13
Coding region: 250-1839 (529 amino acids)
Biological process (GO): cell differentiation; regulation of transcription by RNA polymerase II
Cellular component (GO): nucleus
Molecular function (GO): DNA-binding transcription factor activity, RNA polymerase II-specific; sequence-specific DNA binding
Source: RefSeq, a predicted model, not a curated record